This is a messenger RNA of Zingiber officinale, 351 nucleotides long. RefSeq lists its product as uncharacterized. The transcript has a single exon. The coding region runs from base 1 to 351 and encodes 116 amino acids. NCBI's taxonomy places the organism in Eukaryota, Viridiplantae, Streptophyta, Magnoliopsida, Zingiberales, Zingiberaceae. The record is from RefSeq and is a predicted model, not a curated record.
AUGGGCACUUCGCAUGACUCGAAGGAGACGAUCGGCGUAACACCAUUCCAGCUAGUGUAUGGAGGAGAAGCGGUGGUUCUUGUAGAGGUUGGAGUAGAAUCCGAUCGGGUGCGAUUCUAUGAAGAGGGAAAUGGCGAGCGAAGUUUAAUGGAGCUCGACUUGGUGGAUGAAGUGCGAGAUAAAGCGACUAUUCGGAUAAUGGCUUACAGACAGCGGAUGAGCCAAAACUACUACAGAAGGGUGAUCCUGAAGUCCUUCCAGGUUGGUGAUCUAGUGUUGAAGAAAAUCAAGUUGGUCGGCGACAUCACCAAACUUGAGGCACCAUGGGUGGGACCUUAUAAGGUCAUAUGA